Laccaria bicolor S238N-H82 is the source of this 933-nucleotide messenger RNA. RefSeq names its product G-protein beta WD-40 repeat. The transcript has 7 exons. The coding region runs from base 1 to 933 and encodes 310 amino acids. Gene Ontology annotation, molecular function: protein binding. The record is from RefSeq and is a predicted model, not a curated record. Lineage: Eukaryota; Fungi; Basidiomycota; Agaricomycetes; Agaricales; Hydnangiaceae.
AUGCAGUUUUCUUACCAGCUGGAACACAACACUGUCUCUGAUGCUGUCCACUCUAUGUGGUUUGCAUCAAUGGUCUUUAGCAUUGCAACAGCUGUUAAUAGCCUCCUGAGGCUCACAUGGAAACAAGCAAUGCCCAUGUUAGCUGCUCACCAGGGGAUCAGGUGCCCUGCUGCCUGUUUCUCCAUUGGACUCUGCUGUUUUGCUUAUGCUUCACAUCAGUCCUUCAUAACAGCUACUCUUGCAACUAAAUGGCUCAGUGAUGUGCUUAUUGAGAGCAUAGAACAGUUUGUGCAGACCCCAGUGGUGGGCUGGAUUCAAAUGGUCAUUAAAUUUCUGAGUCACAACAUUGAGAAGACCUGGGCAGUGCUCUUGUCACUCUACAAAUGGCUCAGGAACAUUUUCUCCUUGAGCAAAUUAAACAACGAAGGCAACAAUUUGGAAGCUAAUGGUGUGCCUACUACUAGCAACAGCAGCCCUAAUCAUCUUCCCUCCCACUUGGAGCCAUCAAACCCUAUCAAACUUGGGAUGUCUAGCAUUUCCCUGCCAGAGUUGACAGAAUCCCUGAAGCCCACCCACAUCAUACCACCAUCUGCACCCCUAAACCCCCCCAUAGAGAAAGACAGCCCCUCACCUGAAGCAUCCCCAAUUAGCCCCAGGAAGCAGUUGUGGCAAAAGGCCUUCCAAAACAUGAAGAUGCAGAAUCACCUGACAACAUCUUCUGGUUAUCCUGGACCUUAUGACAGGAAGAAGGCCAUCAUUGAGUCUGUCACUGCUCUCAAAUCCUGGAUAUCAACAUUGGUACCAAAGCUUGCAGCUCUAGAAGCUACUCAAGAUUUGGCUGAACACAACACACUUGUGCAUCACUUAGAGUUCUCUCCUGAUGGGAGAUUCUUAGCCUCCUCAAGCUGGGAUAAGACUUCAACAUUCUUCUGA